UGAGUGUCCACAGAUACGAUAUGAUAUAUAAAGCUUGGAGUUUGUCGGAGAGCGCACAGAUUUCAGUGAAAGUAGCCAUCAUGCGUGUCCUCCUGAUCGCGACAAUUUGCGUCGCCGCUGUCUUCGCGGCCGACGAGGAAGUGCUGCCACCCUUAGAGGGGAUGCAGAGUCUCUCUAUUACUUACAACACACCGGAGCAAUUAAUGGUGCUGAAGAAUUAUAUAGACACCCCUGGCUUUGACUUCAUGAAGGUAACCGACAAGUUUGCCGAUGUCCUUGUGACGGCUGACAAAGUGAAAGCGUUCAAAGAACUUCUCGAAGAAAAUCGCAUGAAUUACACCGUUGCGAUCGAGAACGUUCAGGAUGCAGUCAUGGAGGAGUACAUCACGCAGCAAGUUGAGCGUAAAGUGCAACAGAGACUUCAAAAUUAUGCUGCCUCUGGAGGAUUAUCGUUCACUUAUUAUCCAACUCUCGCCGAAGUCAAUACUUACCUGGAAUACAUAACAAAAACCCACAGUGACGUGGCCUCGUUAAUUAACAUAGGCGCAUCCUACGAAAAACGGCAGAUGAAAGUCCUGAAGCUCUCAACCGGUGGUAAAAAUAAACCUGCUAUUUUCAUUGAUGCCGGUAUACACGCCAGGGAAUGGAUUGCUCCAGUGACAUCCCUCUACAUAAUAGAUCAGAUGGUCACGAGUCAGAACAGAUAUCUCUUGAAGGACGUCGACUGGUACAUCCUUCCGGUCCUGAACCCUGAUGGCUACGAGUUCACGCAUGCUAAAUCAGCGAAUCGUAUGUGGAGGAAAACGAGGUCCACGAACACUGGCUCGACAUGCCGAGGCGUCGAUGGCAACAGGAAUUACGACAUGGAAUGGAUGACAAUUGGCGCAUCCAGCAGCCCAUGCAGUGAGACGUACGCUGGACCAAAACCAUUUUCCGAAGUGGAAAGUCAACACAUGCGCGACUUCAUCCUAGCACAUAAACAGAAUAUCAAGGCCUACCUCACGUUCCAUUCAUACGGUCAGUAUAUCCUGUAUCCUUGGGGAUUUACGUCCAAGGUGCCUUCGAACGAACCAGAACUGCGUAACCUUGCUAGCAAUUUCGCUAAAGCUAUCGCCAAGUCGCGUAGGACUCAGUACACUUAUGGAACAUCUGCCAAUCAUCUUUAUCCUGCUGCUGGAGGUAGCGACGACUGGGCCAUGGGAAAAGCAGGAAUCAGUUUAUCGUACACCUUCGAGUUACCCGGAGGAAAUUCUGGAUUCCUGUUACCUCCUUCCGAGAUCAAAGCUGUUGGCACUGAGACAUUCGAAGUUAUCAAAGUGAUUCACCAAUACAUCACUUCGAAACACUGACGAACACUAUCGCGCCAAUGACACCCAGUAUCGUCGACUGUACGCGGAUGUAUCUUCAUCCUGAAUCGUUCGAUACAAACUGUACAAUCUUCCUACAUUUACUAACCAUAAAAUAAAUAAAAAAUUAAGAAUUUAUUCAAAAA
Hylaeus volcanicus is the source of this 1492-nucleotide messenger RNA. RefSeq names its product carboxypeptidase B-like. Lineage: Eukaryota; Metazoa; Arthropoda; Insecta; Hymenoptera; Colletidae. The record is from RefSeq and is a predicted model, not a curated record. The coding region runs from base 21 to 1349 and encodes 442 amino acids. Gene Ontology annotation, biological process: proteolysis. Gene Ontology annotation, molecular function: zinc ion binding; metallocarboxypeptidase activity. The transcript is spliced from 8 exons.